Messenger RNA from Colletotrichum destructivum, 1875 nucleotides. Its product is annotated as Putative cytochrome P450. The transcript has 5 exons. The record is from RefSeq and is a predicted model, not a curated record. Bases 188 to 1714 code for a protein of 508 amino acids. Gene Ontology annotation, molecular function: monooxygenase activity; heme binding; iron ion binding. Lineage: Eukaryota; Fungi; Ascomycota; Sordariomycetes; Glomerellales; Glomerellaceae.
AAUCAUCCGUGACAUGCUUGCAUACGAACUGGGAGGGCUGGGUCUCAGAUCACUGGUAUUAGUCAGGGUAUGAAAGCGAUGAACACUGGUGUGAGAGAAGACCUGCGAUUCUUCUUCACUUGAUCGAGCUCUCGAGCUAUUGUCGAUCCUACUGCGCUCUUCCAAACCGUCAAUAAUUUACAGCAAUAUGGCCUCAUACCAGAUCAAUAGUAGCGACUACUUGGCUCUCCGGUUCUAUAUUGGCGUCGUGUUUCUGUUUUGUGUGGGCAUAUUUGGAAGUUUUAUCGUCAAAGUGUUGUACAAUGUCUUUUUGCAUCCCCUGAGAAAGUUCCCCGGCCCUCUCUUGGCGAGAUCCUCUCGUCUGUAUUAUUCUUAUCAUCGCAGCACCGGGAACCUCGAAUUGAUCACCAAAGAGCUGCACGAAAAAUACGGCGAUGUUGUUCGACUUGCCCCCGACGAAUUAAGUUUCAUCAACGGCACAUCGUGGGAUGACAUCUACGGAUUAAAGUCCAAGAAGCGUCCUGGGGCGCGCUUAGACAAAGAGCCGUUCUUCUACAUGGGAGCCAUCGCUCCGAACGGAGAGAAAAACCUAGGGGCCUCUUCGAACGCAGACCAUUCCCGUAUCCGUGGAGUUUUGUCGCAUGCUUUCUCGGAAAAGGCUUUAUAUGCCCAGGAGACCGUGCUAAUGCAUCAUAUCCAUCAUUUGGUGCGAAGAAUCCGCCAGCUUCGUGGAACACCCACUGAUGCUGUGCGCUGGCUUCACCAUUGCACGUACGACAUCAUCUCGGACCUUGCCCUCGGCGUCAGCUCGGGUGCACUUGAUUGCGACGACUGGAGCCCACAAGCCCAUCUGAUAUUUGAAGGUAUCAAAGAGGGCAUUGCGGUCGUAGAGAUGCUGCGCUUCAUGCCGUACAGGUUUCAAAUGAUGCGUCUGCUAAUGUGGGCAUUUGGGCGCUCACGACGUCUGGCGUUUGAAGCUGCCGUCGACAAGGCACGGAUGCGCAUGGCGACUGGGAACUACGAAAGGCCUGAUUUCAUGUCGUAUAUCUUGGAGGCCAACGACACUGCAAAGGCACUGACGCCGGCCGAGAUCACCGCGAACGUGGCCCUCCUCCUCGAUGUCGGAUCAGAGACGACGGCGUCACUUCUUGCCGGUUGUCUAUUCUACCUGUCCAAGAACCCAGACCUCUUGCGGAGGCUCACAACGACUAUUCGGGAAGAAGUCGCCUCAUCAAACGAGAUGGAUAGCAAAAAGCUAGGCAGGCUGCCGUUUCUCCAAGCUGUGCUCAACGAGUCCCUUCGGGUAUACCCGCCCGUCGCAGGGGCUACGCCUCGUGUCACACCACCUUCUGGGUGUAUGGUCAAUGGGCAUUUCGUUCCUGGAAACACAAUUGUUGCUAUCAACCAGUAUGCUACAAACACGGCCAAAGUAAACUUCAAAGACGCUCUUGAAUUUGCACCUCAGCGAUGGUUAGACGAAGAAAGGUUCCAAGACGACAACCCGACUGCAUUUCAACCUUUUUCUCAUGGUGCAAGGAACUGUCUAGGUCGAAACCUGGCUUGGGCUGAGAUGCGGCUUAUCUUGGCACACUUGCUAUGGAACUUUGAUUUGGAAUUACAUCCAUCUUCUCAGCAGUGGAACCAGCAGAAAACUUGGUUUAUUUGGGACAAGCCAGACUUGAUGAUGGUCUUCAAUGAGCGCGCGGGCAAAUGAAGUACUCCUCCUCGUCUUUCCGGCACCCUUAGCGUAAACACAGAAUCUUACGAGAAUGGGAUAGCUUCUGAUAGAUUUCGAAUCACAGCAUUGGAAAUUGGCCUUACAAGAAAGGGAACGGACAAGGAUAUGUUGGUAUGGCUUGUCUUUCAUUCUGACUC